GUCAGGAGCCUCAGAAGUGGGCGGGACCUGAGGUCUCUGCUGAGGGAGGCGGAGUCAGGAGCCUCAGAAGUGGGCAGGACCUGCAGCCAAAUUAAAGCAGCACAGUGAAGAGUGGACUUCAAACAGACCCAGCCACCCCCCACCCCCCGCCUCCCCUCCCCCGGCUCCCGUCUGAGUCUCCAUCCUUCCCUCUGAAGUCCAGGGGCAGAAUCAGACGGCUAAUUAAGGCAGCUGAUAAUGAGGCAGGAGACGGUUCUGGCAGACUCUCUUCAUCUGUGGAUCGGCUCUCUGUUGCUCUGGUCUGCGCUCCUACAUCCACACUUGUUUGAGCUGAUGUUUGCAAGGCUGGCUUUCAUGCUGAAGCCUCCAUGGAGGCGGCACUUGGACGCUGUGGCCGUGAGCAGGGGAGAGACUCAGGUCAGUGAGACUCGGGUCAGUGAGACUCGGGUGCCUGAUACUCGGGUCAGUGAGACUCAGGUCAGUGAGACUCGGGUCAGUGAGACUCCGGUGCGUGAUAUUCGUGUCAGUGAGACUCGGGUCAGUGAGACUCGGGUCAGUGAGACUCGGGUCAGUGAGACUCGGGUCUGUGAGACUCGGGUCAGUGAGACUCGGGUCAGUGAGACUCGGGUCCGUGAGACUCGGGUGCGUGAUACUCAGGUCAGUGAGACUCAGGUCAGUGAGACUCGGGUCAGUGAGACACGGGUCAGUGAGACACGGGUGCGUGAUACUCAGGUCAGUGAGACUCAGGUCAGUGAGACUCGGGUCAGUGAGACACGGGUCAGUGAGACACGGGUCCGUGAGACUCGGGUCAGUGAGACUCGGGUCAGUGAGACUCGGGUCAGUGAGACUCGUGUCAGUGAGACUCAGGUCAGUGAGACUCGGGUCAGUGAGACUCGGGUCCGUGAGACUCAGGACCGUGAGACUCAGGUGCGUGAGACUCAGGUGCGUGAGACUCAGGUGUGUGAGACUCUGGUGCCUGAUACUCGUGUCAGUGAGACUCAGGACUGUGAGACUCAGGUCAGUGAGACUCGGGUCAGUGAGACUCGGGUCAGUGAGACUCAGGACUGUGAGACUCAGGUGUGCGAGGUCCUGGCCUACAGAGCAGAGGACAGACCCAUGAAGCCGCUGGGCUGGGCGCAGCACCAUGGACAGCUCUCCUGGGCUGAGGUCUGGCUGCUCCUGGAGCUUCAUCAGGAGCUGGGUCUCCAGCCCCUGAGCCAGGAAACGAAGACCUGAGAAGACCGGUGAGCGGCUUCUGUCUCCGCUGGUGAACUUUCUCCUCACUUUCACGCCUCUCCUCUCCGUGAAGCCUUGUUUCUCCUCGGCCGCUCGGCGCCGCUGCAGCCAGCCAGUGGUUUUCACAGCCACUUUGAUGCGCUGGCUGCCAAGUUAGUGAAACACAGGUGGGAGGAGCACACACUCCUCUGGCGCUCUGUCCAUGGCUCACCUGGACCAGACUGGAAGCCAUUUAGUUUGACGUUUGAACCCUCAAACUGAAGCUUAAUCUUGUGGGAUGCAGCCAAGUGGCACCACUAUGUCAUAUGGUCCUCACAAGGCUAGUCCCUAGGCUAGGCUGUUCCCCACAAAGUAGGAUAAACAAGCGCACACACACACUCUCUCCCCCUCUCUCCCUCUCUCUCGCCCUCUCCCUCUCUCUCUCCCUCUCUCUCUCUCUCCCUCUC
Molecule: messenger RNA, 1682 nt
Organism: Synchiropus splendidus (mandarinfish)
Lineage: Eukaryota; Metazoa; Chordata; Actinopteri; Syngnathiformes; Callionymidae
Exons: 2
Coding region: 238-1236 (332 amino acids)
Source: RefSeq, a predicted model, not a curated record